Priapulus caudatus is the source of this 1671-nucleotide messenger RNA. RefSeq names its product trypsin-like. The coding region runs from base 79 to 975 and encodes 298 amino acids. The record is from RefSeq and is a predicted model, not a curated record. Gene Ontology annotation, molecular function: serine-type endopeptidase activity. Gene Ontology annotation, biological process: proteolysis. Lineage: Eukaryota; Metazoa; Priapulida; Priapulimorpha; Priapulimorphida; Priapulidae. The transcript is spliced from 8 exons.
GAUAAAGCACGCAUUAGUUCACAGAUCCCUCCACAGCGUCGUAGUUGUUUCACUGACUGUAAGAGAAGAACGGAUAAAAUGAAAUUAUCUGCGAUCUGUCUACUGGUGAUGUGCGCAUGCGCAGUGAACGCCGCCACACGCCGCCGAUUAAGGUCACGUCCGUCAAGCACUGACGUCACGCUGUCCGGAACCAUCGCGAGGGACCAGCCAAGAUGGCCGCGUGGCCCCCGCGGCUUGCGCGUGAACAACCAAAACAGAAAAGGCACGGAGAACUUCAUCGUGGGUGGCACGUUAGCAGUUAGCAGCACGGCACCCUGGCAGAUUGUGAUGUAUGCUGGAGAGACAUCUGGUGGCUAUCCAUCGUCGGGUUGUGGUGGAACUCUCAUUAAUAGCCGUUGGAUUCUAACAGCUGCUCACUGCACAAAUGGCAAGAGACCCGCCGAUCUACCCCUGAUGGUUGCUGGGAGUCUGAAUCUCUUCUCCAUCGAUGCUGGGCAAUAUCGAUGGACGGAAAAAGUUAUAACUCACUCAAACUUCAAUCCAAAUACUUUGGAGAACGACAUCGCUCUGAUAAAGCUGUCGGCUGGCUUCACAACUGACAGCUAUGUAGCGCCGCUUCCCAUAGCAACGAGUACGGCGGACGUUGGAGGCCAGCUGAUGCAAGCCAGUGGUUUUGGCACCACAUCAAGCGGAGGAGCCAUAUCCGAUCAGCUUCUUUAUGUUCAUCUUCCAAGUCUGACUAACUCUCAGUGUACCGCUGCGUACGGUAGCGCCUUUAAGUCCGGCAUGCUCUGUGCAGGAGAAACCGGAAAGGAUUCUUGUCAGGGAGACUCGGGUGGACCGCUGGAGUGUAGUGGCAGGCUGUGUGGCGUCGUAUCGUGGGGCUAUGGCUGCGGCUCAGCCAGCUAUCCGGGAGUCUACACACGUGUGGCAAGCUUCAACACGUGGAUCACCGACACGAUUGCUAGCAACUAGGCAACGCGGCGUGACGUCAGCAAGCCCGUGACGCCAUCACGCACGGGACGUCAGCGCACUCACGUGAUGCGACGGGACCGCAUGUCACGUGACAGACGCUGGCGACGGCCCGUUGUAGGAUGCAUGGGCCUUAAUUCUUAUUGGCAUUGCUUGAUCCGGAUCUCACGGGUAUGUAGGGGUUUCAACUAGGUGCUGCCUGUGAUGGAACUACUCACAGGUCGUGUAUCGUGUGAUCUCAAGAUAUUAUCUACUCAUUAUAUACAUUUUAUAUUACUGGUCAGGAAUUCUUAUACUACUGGUUAGAUAUUUUUAUGCUACUGGUUAGAUAUUUUUAUACUACUGAUUAGAUAUUUUUUAUAAUCCUCGUUCCUGCAAAUAAUUGCUACAUUUUCAGUGAAGGCACUGGUCUGAACCCGUGUCAUUCUAGAAGCGUGUUGGGUAUUAUUAUUUUGGUGCUGUCAUGUGUUACGCACUGUUCCACUAUUAUAUCACGAUUGUAUGAUAAUCAGCGGGUAUUAUAUCAGGAGGACGUUAAUCUCGCGCGUUCGAGUACAAUAUUACUGUAUUGCACAUUACUUGUAUGUGUGUAGAUCUAUGUAUACAUUACUAUUAGUAUUACUACAUGUAUAUCUAUUGUUUGCAUGAUUCGUUAAAAGCGAAUAAACUAUCUGAUUGAUUGAUGAUAGUUCACAACAA